Beauveria bassiana ARSEF 2860 is the source of this 1647-nucleotide messenger RNA. RefSeq names its product cAMP-dependent protein kinase catalytic subunit. Gene Ontology annotation, molecular function: cAMP-dependent protein kinase activity; ATP binding. Gene Ontology annotation, cellular component: cAMP-dependent protein kinase complex; nucleus. Bases 1 to 1647 code for a protein of 548 amino acids. The record is from RefSeq and is a predicted model, not a curated record. Gene Ontology annotation, biological process: peptidyl-serine phosphorylation. Lineage: Eukaryota; Fungi; Ascomycota; Sordariomycetes; Hypocreales; Cordycipitaceae. The transcript is spliced from 4 exons.
AUGCCUGGACUAGGCUUUCUCAAGAAGAAGAGGACGAGAGAGGGUACCUCUGAUCCCUCAUCAUCAAAUCCCACAAGCCCAGUCUCACCUGCAAACUCGAAGCCUUUUGACUCGGCCCGCCAGUCUGUUGGCGCUCCCGCUGCCGCUGCCGCUGCCGCCGUCCCUCAUCAGGCAAGUCCGUCCAGCCACGGCGCCGCUCAGCCUACGAUCCCGAUCUCAGUCUCGACAACCUCGACCUUCCAGCAGCAAGCGCAAACGGCUAGCGAACAAUCCCCCACCCAGCAGCAGCAGCAGCAACCCCAGAUGAAUCCCGCGUACGGAGGGGCAGGGACCCUCCAGCACCAAAAUCUCCCUGCCAUCAGCAACCUAAUGAACACGCAGCAACCCGAGGCCGCCAUCUCCAACAACAACAAUUAUCCCAAUUCCCACUAUCCCGCCAACCUCAUCCCUCAGAACCCCCAUGCCGCCAGUGAGAGCCCUGGCACCGACCCUGACCGUCUUCAACAACAACAGCAGCAAGCUCAUCCCGUCCCCAGCGUCGCAAUGCAUCCGCAGCAGCAGAACCCGCAGCAGCAGCAGCAGCAACACCAGGUGCCUCUUUAUCAACAGGCCCAGCAGCUGCAGCAGCAACACCAAAGCCAUCACCACCAGCAGGCCUCCAUAUCUCAACCUCGCACCACAAAGGGCAAAUACUCCCUAACCGACUUUGAUAUCCUCAGAACCCUCGGUACCGGUAGUUUCGGCCGAGUUCACCUCGUUCAGUCCAAGCACAAUCAGCGUUUCUACGCCAUCAAGGUCUUGAAAAAGGCCCAAGUCGUCAAGAUGAAGCAGGUUGAGCACACCAAUGACGAGCGCCGCAUGCUCAGCGACGUCAAGCAUCCCUUUCUCAUCACCCUCUGGGGUACUUUUCAGGACUGGAAAAGCCUGUACAUGGUCAUGGACUUUGUUGAAGGUGGCGAGCUCUUUUCAUUAUUGAGAAAGUCUGGGCGUUUUCCCAACCCUGUUGCCAAGUUUUAUGCUGCCGAGGCCACCCUGGCGCUCGAGUAUCUGCACUCGAAAAACAUUAUAUACAGAGACUUGAAGCCGGAAAAUUUGCUACUAGAUCGUCAUGGGCACCUCAAGAUUACCGACUUUGGGUUCGCCAAGCGUGUCCCGGACAAGACGUGGACACUGUGCGGCACUCCAGAUUAUCUGGCGCCCGAAGUCGUGUCCAACAAGGGCUACAACAAGUCUGUAGACUGGUGGUCACUUGGCAUCCUCAUCUACGAAAUGCUGUGCGGCUACACGCCGUUCUGGGAUAGCGGCUCGCCAAUGAGAAUAUAUGAGAACAUUCUCAAGGGCAAAGUCAAAUACCCUGCAUACGUAAACGCGGAUGCCCAAAAUCUGCUCGAACGACUCAUCACAGCAGAUCUGACAAAGAGACUUGGCAAUCUCUAUGGCGGACCUGCGGACGUGAAGAACCACGCAUGGUUCUCCGAAGUGACGUGGGAUCGAUUGGCCAGAAAAGAUAUCGAUGCGCCAUAUACACCACCAGUCAAGGCUGGUACCGGCGACGCGAGCCAGUUUGAUAGAUAUGCAGAGGAUCCAGAUGGCUACGGCCAUGCUGGCGGACCUGAUGAGUACGGCCACCUGUUCACCGAGUUCUAG